This is a messenger RNA of Trichosurus vulpecula (common brushtail), 2933 nucleotides long. RefSeq names its product ankyrin-1-like. Gene Ontology annotation, molecular function: protein binding. Gene Ontology annotation, biological process: regulation of apoptotic process. The record is from RefSeq and is a predicted model, not a curated record. The transcript has a single exon. Bases 443 to 2716 code for a protein of 757 amino acids. Lineage: Eukaryota; Metazoa; Chordata; Mammalia; Diprotodontia; Phalangeridae.
CCUGAGACUUCCCACUAAAGGGAAGCUGCCACAGAAGGAUGGGGAGACUUCCCUCCUAACCGGCCAGGCCACCCCCAGAAAGCCGUCUCCUUGCUUCCCAAAUUACUGUGGAUCAAACAAAGUCCAUUUGCCAAAUUGAUUCCUGGCCUGGCUUUUUUUUCCUUUAGUUUCCUUGUCCUUUUCCAGUUAUUAUUCUUGCUAUUUGGUUAUAGUCCUGAAUUGUCAAGAAUCCAGAAUGAAAUAUGGCAGCUCUGACAAAGGAGAGCGGAUCUGUAUUUCUUUCCCCCCAUCUCUGAUAAUUCUUAUUUGAAACUUGACUCUCUGUGACACGGUUGCUCUUGAGACAAGAAUCUGUGAAAUAUCAUCGUUCCUUUGAUCUUUCUGUCUUGAGCUCCAGCUUUGACCAGCCCUUCCCUCCGCCCACAGAUGACUUAACCACCUCAUGAUGUGUUCUUCAACCCAUGGCCGAAGCAGUCCUUAUGCCACAGAAGUAAUGAAGAUAAAGAAGGGGGAGCUGGCAGCAGGCAUUAAGGAUUCAGACGUUCUCAUCAAGAGACUUGUGGACUAUGGGAUUUUCACACCCGAACAAAAGUUGGCUGUGUCCUACUACAAGACACACCUCGAAAAAGUGACCCGGGUCUUGGACAUGCUGAUUUCCCAAGGGGAGCAUGCUUGCCGGAUGUUUUUUUACCCAUGUCUGAAACAACUAGAGCCUGACUUGUAUCAUGUCAUAAGGAAAUAUACCAUGGGCGCAGAAGAGAUCAUCCAAGGGGCUGGAGGGCAGGUAGUGGGUCACUUGCUGGAUAGGGACAAAGAUAGCCUGGAAAAAUCUGCCGAGCAAGGCUACAAAAAGCAGAGUACAGGGGUCCAGGAAGCUUCAGUCAAGCCAAAGACAGCUUCUUAUGUGGCUGCUAAAAUGAGACAAUACCCACCAACUCAGACUCCUGGGAACAGUCCAGCUCCUCCCACCUAUCUCCUGACUGCAUCAGGUAAGGGAGAUGUAGCUGAUAUAGAGAAUGUCCUAGAAGACAAGCAUAUCAAUGAAGUGGUGUUCCCAAGAGAAAGUCCAUUGGGUGUGGCAAUGGCCGAUGACCCGGCUGAAAUCCUCAAUUACCCAAUGACUAAAGGCUCUAGGGCAGAAGGAAAGGAUGGGAAAGAGAAGUCUCUUUUGCAAAGAGCUGCUGAAAGGGCUCGUGGGGAUGCAGGGAAAGUUCUCCAAGGAGUGAUAUAUCUUAGCAACAAUAUCUUAGAAAGAGAUGCCAAGAUCCCCCUGGGUUUCAGUUUACAAGGUGGCCAGAGCUCCCUUAUGAGACCAAUGCUGGAAGAAAACAUUGGGAACCCUUAUCAUUUCCAGUACAGGUCAGCUUUCCAAGAAGAGAGACAAAGGGUGCAGGUGUUCCCAGAAAAUGAUGAUCUCUUGGAUGCCAGGGAUCACAAGGAAGACCCAGCUUCAGACUCCCCUGAGAUAAAGAGUUUGGAUGAAGCCAUAAAGAUAUUGUUAACAGCUGGGGUUAAUGCAGACUCUGGCAUUCUCCGUAAUGCAUUUCACCAUGAUGACCAAGAUGUUAUUCAGCUGUUGCUAAAAUAUUCAGCAAGCCUACCCUCUGAAACCAAGGAGCAGGCUCUUUUCGAAGGUGUUCGGAAGAAUCUUCCUGAAGUUGUGGCAGCCUUAGCAGAUGGAGGGGUUGAUCUAAAUGUGCAGAACGAUAACCACUACACACCCUUACUCUUGGCAGCUGAGAAGGAUAGGACCACGUGUGCUAAAGUACUUAUUCAAAAGGGGGCUGAUACGGAUGCCAAGACUGCCUAUUUGGAGUCCCCUCUGCACCUGGCAGUUAAGGCAGGCGCCAUUUAUACUGCGGAGCUCCUGUUGGACAGUGGCAUGAAUCCUAACAUCCCAGGGUGGAAUGGCCAGACCCCCCUCCAUGUUGCGGCCUGGCACAAUAAACAUGAGAUGGUUGGCUUGCUGAUCCAUGCAGGGGCCCAGAUCAAUACCCUCACCACCGAGCAGACUGCCCCUCUGCACAUCGCCUGCGAAAGGGGGAACCUGGACACCGCUGCCCAGCUGAUCCAGCAUGAAGCAGCUGUGAAUGUGAAAAAUAAGCUGUCCAUGACUCCCUUACACCUGGCUGCCCGGGCAGGUGACAAGACCAUGGUGGAGCUACUGCUCCAUUCUAACGCUGACCCCAACAUGCCUGACAAAGAAAAGAAGACCCCCCUUCACUGGGCAACGUCUGGGGGUUAUCUUGAUGUGGUGAAAUCGAUGCUGAUCCACAAGGUCAGGUUUGGAGUUAAAGACAUGGAUGGCUUUUCUCCCCUACAUUACGCAGCCCUCAAGGGCAAUGCAGAGAUGGUGAAAGUCUUCCUCGAGGCGGGUAAAUACAAAAACAUCAAUGAGCGAAACAUCUACCGAAAGACCCCCCUGCAUCUGGCGGCCGAACAGGGCCAUGGGGACUUGAUCAAACUGCUGAUAAGUUGCGGGGCUGCCGUGAAUGCCUUGGACAACAACAGAGACACCCCAUUACACUGUGCUUGCAAAACUGGGCACUGGAGCUCCGUCAUUUCCCUGAUAAGCUGCGCUCAGGGGGAGAAACCUGACCUACAGGCCGCCAACAGCCUUGGGAAGACGCCUCUGCAGGUGGCUGAGGGCUCGGUGACGGAGAGCCAAGAGCAGAUUGUAACCCUGUUGAAAAAAAAAAUGUUCUUGACAAGAUAAAUGCCUGAGGAAAAUGGAGGAGAUUCAUUUAGUUAUUCUGGAGGCAUAUCUAUAAUUCUAAUAAAAAGGAUACUUCAAUAUUUCAAGGAUGUGUGGUUCCAUUAUUUCAGGAAUCUUCCCCACCAAUGGCCAUCCUAAUAACUAUAACAGCCAAAAUCAAUAUUGUACUUUGUGUACCCAACAAUUUAUGAAGAUCCUUUAUUAAAACUUAAGAGUG